UUCCGCAAUCAAAGUAUGAUUCUUUCUCUGUUCUAUUUCAUUUCGUUUACACUCGUUAUAGAUGGUCUCCCCACUAAGGAAGACAAUCGAUGGCAGCUCGCAGCAGACGAACAAGGUUACCUGCACCUAGCAUCUCGUAAUCCGAACGCUGUUGAACUGCUUCCGAACCCGGAUCCGCACUUCUACCCCGAAAAGGACAUUCGCUUUCUGUUGUACACUCGGUCCACAGGUGACAUUCCUGAACGGAUUGCUAACAACGAUUACGAUUCGGUGAUGAGUUCCCGCUUCAAUGCCGAUCAUCCCACGAGGAUAAUUAUUCAUGGUUGGGGUGGGAGCCAGAAUUCCGCGAUUAAUAGAGUGAUUCGAACAGAGCUGUUAAACGUUGGGGAGUUCAAUGUUAUUUUCGUCGAUUGGAGUGCCGGGAAUGAUCCGUUUUAUCCAAAUUCGCGGCGUUUAGUGUAUCCGGUGGGAAUCGCAACGUCCAAUUUGAUUGAUUAUCUCGUAAAAGUUGCAAAUCUGAACAGAGAUCAUGUGGUGGUGAUUGGACACAGUUUGGGAGCACACGCAGCUGGUAACGUGGGCAAAGGGCAGUUUGGUAAAUUACCGACGAUAAUUGGUUUAGAUCCUGCACUCCCGUUUUUCGCCGGCGAUGAUGUAAUUGAUCGAAUAAUGCAAACCGAUGCAGAGUACGUGGAAAUCAUUCACACCAACGGUGGAGCUGCUGGGUUUCUGGAACCCAUUGGCGAUGCAGAUUUCUACCCGAAUUGGGGUCGAAUCCAGCCUGGUUGUGGAGUUGAUAUCGAUGGAGGUUGUGCUCAUCAGCGUGCGGUAGACUAUUACGUGGAGUCAAUCUAUUCGCGGAUAGGGUUUAACGCUGUUCAGUGUUCAAGUUUUCAGGAAAUUCGAAGCGGCGUGUGUUCUAGUUCCGGUCCAUCGGCUAAAAUGGGUGGUGAACCUCCGAAUCGGGGAUCAUUAGUGAAUGGCGUUUUCUACCUUUCAACUGCUGCUGCUAGGCCGUUCGCUACUGGAUGUUAGAUAGCUGACAUACUGAUCAUAGUUGGUAGAUAAUAAAGAGGGAUUUCGUUAGUAGUAUUCACUAUUCAUAUUGUCAUUUGAUGACAACAAAGGGAUCGGUCCAUUUUUCCAAGAUGGAAAGCGUUCAAACUUAUGUUUAGUUUGAAUACUCUGAAACCUCUAUUUACGAACUAUUCGUAAUAUUCGAGUUGCGUAACUUUUUUACGAACUGAAUUCAAAAUAAUUAACUCAUUUUUUACGAACCAAGUUAAUAAAAAUUUUGAGUGCCUACAGUAAUGAAGCUGUAUACAAUUUAACAUAUUCUUAGACAACUAACUAACAGAAGCUGGGUAUUUUCGGAAUUGGGUUGACAAGUACAUGACGGAAAUCGAUGUCCGAAACCAUUUUAAAGGGGCGUCUGGUGUAAUCGGUAAAAAUAUGGACUUUUUUUUAUUUGCUUAAUUGUUAGUAUUGAACCUCUAGAAUUUUUCUUCCACAACCUCGGUGGCCACGC
Molecule: messenger RNA, 1528 nt
Organism: Topomyia yanbarensis
Lineage: Eukaryota; Metazoa; Arthropoda; Insecta; Diptera; Culicidae
Product: pancreatic lipase-related protein 2-like
Exons: 2
Coding region: 16-1035 (339 amino acids)
Biological process (GO): lipid metabolic process
Molecular function (GO): lipase activity
Source: RefSeq, a predicted model, not a curated record